AUGGAAGUAGAUGUUGACGGUUACAAUUUAACAUAUUUGCACCUGGCUGAGAAGCACUCCCUUCCAAAGCCACUUAAUAUUGAGGAAGAGCAACUUAUCCGGGUGUUCUAUGAGCACAAGAUUCAAGAAGCAUGUGGCGCCUUUGGAUUUCCAUAUAAAAUUCAGGCGACAACCAUCAUAUACUUUAAAAGGUUUUAUUUGCAAUGGUCUUUCAUGGAGCAUCACCUAAAGCACAUAAUGUUAACUUGCAUUUAUGCAUCAUGUAAGAUAGAAGAAAACCUUGUAUCUGCAGAGGAGCUUGGUAAGGGGAUUCAACAGGAUCAUCAAAUGAUUCUCAAUAAUGAGAUGAUAGUUUUUCAGAGCCUGGGAUUUGAUCUAAUUGUUUAUGCACCAUAUCGGUCACUUGAAGGUUUUGUUGAUAAUAUGGAGGAGUUUUGCCAAGCAAAGGACGACCAGCUGCAAAAGUUGAAGGUAAUUGUUGCUUUCAUUCUCCAUAUUGUUGUUUCUAAAUGA
Molecule: messenger RNA, 513 nt
Organism: Telopea speciosissima
Lineage: Eukaryota; Viridiplantae; Streptophyta; Magnoliopsida; Proteales; Proteaceae
Product: cyclin-H1-1-like
Exons: 6
Coding region: 1-513 (170 amino acids)
Biological process (GO): regulation of cyclin-dependent protein serine/threonine kinase activity; regulation of transcription by RNA polymerase II
Cellular component (GO): transcription factor TFIIK complex; nucleus
Molecular function (GO): cyclin-dependent protein serine/threonine kinase regulator activity
Source: RefSeq, a predicted model, not a curated record